AGGCAAAAGCCGAAGCAUGUCUAACCUGAUAAACUAAUAAAAUGUUUUUUUCAAUAUAGUUUACUUUUUAAAUAACUCAAUUUGAGUUUUUUUAUUUAUUCACAUUUUUAUGUGUAUAUGUCUUUAAAUCUCACCUGGUCUACCUGUCAUGUGAGUAGUCACAUGACAGGAAAUAGGAAGUACCAGCAUAAGGAAGACAAAGGUGUAAACUUUCCAUUCCGGAAUACACUUUGGAUAUAAAUUUGAUCAGAUUGCAUAUAAAUUAGUGGAUACAUUUAUUUAACUGUUUCAGGGUAUGGUACAAAUGGACUCAUGCUUAAGUUUCUGUUUUUAUUGUAUUGUUUUAAGUUACACCAUUUAUAUUUAUUUCACUCUAUAUUUCAUUCUUUUAGCGCUUUUUAAAUGUCACACCUUAAGGUCUGACCUCGAAUUCAUCAUUGUAACUCAUCCGUUAAGUUAUUUGGUGAGAGAUGAAUACACAGUGAAUAGACUUUUACCUCAAACAACAUCACACAUUGGGGACAGGUGUAUGCUGGAAAGAACCAAGACAACAGGAAUGAGGGCUUUAAAAAAUACCUGAUGUGAAUACACACAAGGUAACGCAUACACACAUCAGACAUAUAAAGAACCUUCAGAAACGACAAAGAGAUCACUGCAUAACACCCCUGGAGCACCACAACCGAUGUACUAAUCUACCGUCGACUGAAAGAGGAUUAUCUGAUAACCCUGAGUGCUGUCAACUGUGUCUGCAAAAGAAUGUUGAGAACAAGUUCAACUGGAGCUCUGCUGUGUCGUCUAGCUGGUAUUGUGGUGGUUGUUGGUUUUGUCUCUUUAAACCCCAUGUGUUUCUAUAAUUCUAGAAUUUCGAUCAACCAUUCACCCCCAUUGCCUGCACCUAAACAAUGUUUAGAAAGACUCAAUCCAGAGACAAAACUCUCUUUUACGAAGGAAGAGAAACCAAUACUGUUGUUAUGGGUCUGGCCUGAAAACUACACAUUCGAUUUGAGUGACUGUAAAACUAUUUACAAUAUUGAAAGCUGUCAGCUGACUGAUGACAGAUCUCUCUACAACAAUUCAGACGCUGUCCUUGUUUUUCAUAAGGCUAUUUGUCAGAACCUGACCAACCUUCCACCUUCUCCUCGGCCCCCGUUCCAGAAGUGGAUAUGGAUGAAUGUAGAAUCCCCAACUAACACAAAGAAAGUGCCAGGGAUUGAAAACCUGUUUAAUUUGACUCUCACCUAUAGAGAGGACUCUGACAUUCCUGUGCGGUUACGACUAAACAGCAAAAAGAUCCCAGAUGACAAUUUUAAAAUCCCCAAGAAGGACAAAUUGGUCUGUUGGAUAGUAAGUAACAAAAAUUUUACAACCGGUGUCCGGAAAAGAAUCACUUACUAUAAAACACUUAGAAGGUACAUCAAGAUACACGUUUAUGGAAAAGUACGUGGAUCGUUCAUGGAUUAUAAGGAUUACUAUCCCACCAUAGCUAGCUGCAAAUUUUAUCUCUCGUUUGAGAACUCCAUUCACAAGGACUACAUCACUGAGAAGUUAAAUGGACCUCUGUCAGUAGGUACGGUACCUGUGGUGCUGGGACCUCCCAGAAAAAACUAUGAAAAGUUUGUACCAAGUGACUCCUUUAUUCAUGUGAACGACUUCCCGGAUGCAAAGUCACUAGCAAAAUAUCUCUUGUACCUGGACAUGAAUAAUGAUGCAUAUCGCAAGUAUUUUAACUGGAGGAGAUAUUUCUCAGCACAACCUCAUUUAAUAUUAAAGAACCAAGAGUUUAUUCUGUCUAUUUGCACGGCCUGUGAUUAUGUAGGAAAACACAGGGAAUAUAACGUAGCUCAUGAUAUUUAUGAGUGGUUUUUCAGUUAACGUCACAUCAGAUUAGAUGCUAUCUGUAGUUCUGGCAUCUCUAUCGCCAUCUCUGUUUAAAUAAAAGAUUUCAUCCAUAUACAUUCAUAUGAAGACUUUGUACAUAUAUUCUACUGUACUGACAUUUACUUGGCCCAUUGUGUUGUAAGUUUUCUGCAGAACAAAUACCAUUCUCGUUUAUAAAUUCCUUUUUUCUAAUCUGUAAAAUGAUUAUAGUAAACUGUGGAGAGUUGUUACACUAAACAUUUCAGUGCAUGUCGUACUGUAUGGAUGUGUAUGUGACCAAUAAAACUUGAAACAUACUGCAACCUGUAAUAUUACAGCAAAAAAAUGUUUCAAUGAAGAUAAAGAAUUUUCAUUGCAAAACUAAGA
Molecule: messenger RNA, 2244 nt
Organism: Paramisgurnus dabryanus
Lineage: Eukaryota; Metazoa; Chordata; Actinopteri; Cypriniformes; Cobitidae
Product: 4-galactosyl-N-acetylglucosaminide 3-alpha-L-fucosyltransferase 9-like
Cellular component (GO): membrane
Molecular function (GO): alpha-(1->3)-fucosyltransferase activity
Source: RefSeq, a predicted model, not a curated record